Messenger RNA from Harpegnathos saltator (Jerdon's jumping ant), 5275 nucleotides. It is a transcript of the gene boss, whose product is annotated as G protein coupled receptor bride of sevenless. The coding region runs from base 825 to 3626 and encodes 933 amino acids. Gene Ontology annotation, molecular function: G protein-coupled receptor activity. Gene Ontology annotation, biological process: G protein-coupled receptor signaling pathway. The record is from RefSeq and is a predicted model, not a curated record. The transcript is spliced from 9 exons. Gene Ontology annotation, cellular component: membrane. NCBI's taxonomy places the organism in Eukaryota, Metazoa, Arthropoda, Insecta, Hymenoptera, Formicidae.
CAACGUGACUGCGAGGCUAAUUCGUUUAAAAAAGAAACAAGGUGGUUCCCGGCCAUGAAUACGGCUUCCACGUCGUGUAUCAUCACAUAUCGCGCAGUGUCGCGGGGCGACUUUCAGCUCGCGCAUUAUGGCCGAAGGAGACGCGCUCAAUCUCGCGCGCGUGGAAAAACGAUCAGCGAUCCAUCUUCGUGCGCUGCCGGGAGUAGAUUAUUCAGGAUAGAUCUGGAGCAGGGAGUAUUCGCGAGAGAGACAUUCCGCGAGGCGUUUAGGACCGUCGCGUGGAAGGGAUGGAAAUGUUGAGAGUGUGACGAAGCUACUACAUCGGCGCCGAACCCCGCGGGGUGGUGAUGACAUUUUUGCGCGAGCGGCGUAAUUGUCCGAGGAUCAAUACCGAAGCCGGGGCUCCUGGGGUUCAAUGUUCAUCACCGAGGUCGAUCCGGUAAUUGUAAAAAUUGGAACGAAGAGAGAAGGACGCGCGCAAAAGAGGGACGUAGAGGGAAGGGAGAAAAGAAGAGCGCGUGUCCCGUACCAAUUGUUAAACAUCGAAGUGGCCCUUGUCACGCGACUUAACGAGACCAACGCGAUCGAAAUUAAUGUCUGGGAGAGCGGCGGAUGAGACCUUUGCGAAGGGUGGCCUGCGUGAUAAACGACGUUUCGCGUAAAUAAAUGAUAAACGUAUUUCGCGUCCUGCGUGACGUCACCCGGCAGACUCGGCCGGCAUCUAAGUCUGCCGAAAGUUGAUCACCAAAGGAGCGAACUGAAAUUAAUGUUUGGAGAAAACGGACCAAGUCACGCGGUAUAUAAUUACAACAAUACCUCGGACAAUGGCGAGCGACGCGAUAAUCAAGGUGUCGUUCUUGCUGAGCGUCUUCCCGCUAAUUCUCUCGACCGACCGGAUCCCCUGCUCCAACGACACGUUAUUGCAAACCGCGGGCGACGCUGUUUUAAACGUUUUCGCGGACGCCAAUCACGGACAAUAUUGCAACGUGUCGUCAGCCAAGGGUCUCCAGCAAAUCUCGGCGGCGCUGUACGUGGUGCGAACUUUGAACGAGCAUAACUACGUGCCGGGCCGACGACUGGGAUUGAGGGUGUUCGACACGUGUCACGAUGGAGUCCAGGUGUUCAAGCGAGUCCUGCGAGCCACGGUCGAGGGAGGUUGCGCGUCGCACUACGAGAUGGGUUUCUUGGUGCCUUCCUCGUACAAUUCCACGUUGGAUCCUCUGCGUUAUUACGGCGGCCGCCCGCCGAUUGUCACCUACACGGAACAGAAUCUCACGUUAGCCACGAUCGACAUCCUGACGCAUUACCUGAGCACCAGGUAUGAAAACGUCGAUCUCGCGCUCGCCAGCACGGACCGUGUCCUCGAGCGUUUCCUGAGGAUCAGCAGGGACGCCGGUGUGUGCGUAAGGCGCGUCGGACACGACGGCGACGGCGGCGGCGGCGGCGACGACGACGACGACGACGACGACGACGAUGACGCGAACACGAACGUCACGGAAGCGGCGAUAGUCGCGAUCGGCGAGGCGAGUGACAUACGACGGUGGCUGCGACGACGUCGAGAGGAACCGAAGGAUCCCGGGACGAAGACGUGGUUCCUGCUGCCGCUCGAUAACUCGGCCAUUGACGAUGUUACACCAGCCGGCUCAUACAUCAUCAAACCGGAAGCUCUGGACUUUGACCGCGAGUUCGCAAGCGUGGACGAGGACCCGCGACAUUCCGAGGACUCCGCGAAACGCUCCCCGUACCUUCUCGGCAUCGCCAAGGCCGUCGUCGGGCUGGCGGAAGUCCUCCGGGACAUCCGAGGGAAAAGUUGCUCCGGUAACGACGAGGACGACAACGACAACGACAACGACAACGACGACGACGACGACGACGAUGACGACGACGAUGACGACGACGACGGUGCCGGAAACUGCACCGAGUCGCCAUUUCGAUCGGUAUCGCCGCCGGAAAUUCGCGAUUCCGACGUGUACGAGGCGCUGCACAUGCAGCCGCGGUCGCACUCGCUGGGAUACGCGGUCGCCAUGAAGACGCAGCACGAUCUCGUCGAUGUCGCGCUUUACAGGGUCGAGGUGUCAGAGUCGCGAGCCCUCCCGAAAAGAGCGAUGUCCGGGAUGCCGGCGCUCUGUCUGCGGGAUCUCGUCGGGAAGUGUGGGAAUUGCACGAAUUUUCGCGAGCAUCUCCGCGCGCGCCAGGUCGUCACGCCAGCGGACCCCGUCGGGAAGAACAUCUUGAAGAACAACGUCUACGUUCCCAUUUGCCUGGUCGCCGUGGUGUGCGGCACCCUUAUGUGCUGCGUCACCGUCGUAUUCAUCGUCUAUCGUUUCACGACCGAGCGAGCCGAGCUCGACGGCGACCCGAGCCUCACGAUCGCCCUCAUCCUGGCCAUCGUGUUUACCCUGCUAACAGCGCUGCCCUUCUGCAUGGCGGACGAUUAUUUCGGCGCGGAGAGCCUGAACGCCCGGAGGAUCCUCCUGGCCACUCUCGCGUUCGGCCUCACGUUCUCGAUUAUGCUCUCGAGGGCUCUCUUCCUGGCUUUAUCCACCGGCGGUGUUCUCGUCAGCCACGUCAACGGAUACCUGCAGAGCGUCAUGGUGUUCUUCAUGUUCGCCGUGCAGCUCGCCAUGUCAAUCAUGUACUUCGUCCUAAACACCGCGGACUCGGCCGUGAUCACCAGGAGCCUCGUCUUCAUCGCGUUAUUAGGAUACGAUAUAUUUCUGCUGAUCGCGCUUUUCGUCGCUUGCUGCUUCAUCACCGGGAUAAGACGCAACUACCACGAGGGGAAGUGCUUCUUCGGCACUGCCGUCGGCCUGCUGGCGGUUUGGACGGGCUGGCUGAUUUGCUUCGUACUGAUGCAGCCGGAAAGUCGCGACAUGAUCAUCUCCUUCGGCGUUAUCGGCACUGCUUAUUCGAUUAUCCUCGGUACUCUCGUACCGCGAAUGUAUUACAUGCUGAUGCACCUGCCCGGACGGAAAAGCCUCGGACGUAGAUUGGACCUCGUGAACUUGCCGACCGACUCGGCUGUAAGCACGAUCGUCAGGCCGUCGCGAUUCGCCCACGAUUACGCUCAUCCCGUUCCGGGAAGCCAAGUUGUACAUACGCCACCCACAUAUCCGAAUUAUUACGGCAGUUCCAGCCCGAGCUCCAAAUGGCCCGAUCGAUCGCGCAGUCCGAUUCAGCGUGAAAUGCCUGGAUACAGUAAUUAUGGAUUUCACGCGGAAAUGACGGAGAUCGAGAUUGCUCGCGCCGUGCCGCAAACGCGCCGUGUCGAGAACGCGGAGGCUCGGAGGAGUCCUCACGUAGCGCCGAACGACGUCAUUUACGCGCAGCCGAAGAUCUGCAGAGCGCGGAGGGUGGUUCUGGGGCAGGAGAGAGAAGCGGAGAUCAGCAGGGACGACUUCCCGCCCGGGCUGAGACUGCGAGACAGGCUGUAUCCUAUAAGAUACUCGAGUCCGACUGCUGUAGGACGACCGCGGCAGGACAGGAUCGAUGAAGAGAACGAGGACGAGGACGAGGACGAGGACGAAGAAGAGAACGAGGACGACGACGACGACGACGACGACGACGACGAUGACGACGAGGGUGAUGAAGGAGACGAGAGUGUCUGCAGGGUUACCCGCUUUUGACAGAGAUACUUGAUUGCAGGCCGCACGGCACAAUCAUUCGUGUCACGUAUAUGAGCCCGCGAAUCCUCCGUAAAACGAAUUCUUCCGCUUACUUGAAACCUCGGGCGAGGCACUCCGAGGAACUUGCCAAAUUGGAAGAUUGACGAAGAACUCGGAAGUAACGAUCGGCGCGCGAGCGUGCCCUAUUCGCGUCUCCCCCGAACUUCUCGUCUCGGCUGACUUCUUUUCUCGCUCUCAUGUCAGGCGAAUCGCCCGGAAUGACUUAUCGGCUGUUUCCGCUCAAAUUUCACCCCGACAAAUUUAGAGAAAUUUAGAGAGCGAGAACGCGCUCGCCGACGCUUCCUCCCUCGACGUUCGAUGUUGUCUAAUGAGCUGGAAUUUUGCCGGACUACGAACCUCACCGAGCUCUCCCCCCCCUCUCUCUCUCUCUCUCUCUCUCUCUCUCUCAUCUCGACCGGCUCAAGCGGCGACAGAAGUUCCUCGUUGCAUCAGAUACGCGGACAAGGACGCGGAAACGCAGCAAAGCCUGUGCGCCGUGCGCGGCGCAGAAUCAAUUUGGCAUGUACCUCGUCGAAAUUGCAUUAUGGUCGAUCGUAAUUUCGCAAGCAGGGCAGCAGGUGUGCGCGCUACGCGGGAAUAUCGAUGACGAGAUAGCGAGGCCCGGGCUGCUCGCAACAAAGGGACUCGCGAAAAUGCAGUUUACCGCUCGCCACGUUUGCGACGUGUGGGAACGAUUCCGCCGCCCGGUCGCCCGCGAGAAUCUUCUUCUCGUCCCACGGCAUUUUUAUCACUCCGAUUUCCCCGCUCUCGUUACAACGCGCCGAGUUAUAACGCGCGCGCGUGCUAAUGCGAAUUUUGCAUUCGCACUCGCCCGAGCACACGGCGGUUUCGUCAGCCCGGCAGAGCGCGAUUUCGCGAACCUGCACACAUCGAUCCGGCCUUAAUAAAAGCGUCGAGACGUUAACAGCCUUGGGGAGCCGGGCGAAUAAAAGAGCGUCUACCUCUCGAAUUAAGUUCAGCGCGGUUCAGCGCAGCCCGGCCCGGAAGCUCGAGCCCGGGUGGAUCCCUGAAUCUUUCGCGGAAUUUUUACCUCGGCAUCCUUGCAAAACUUGCAGCAACGCCCGAAGGGAAAGGAAGGAAGGAAGGAAGGAAGGAAGGAAGGAGGAGGGGAAAAAGGAAACACGUAACCCUCCGAAAAUUCUAUCAAGCCGGUGCAGCCCCCUCGUCGAUCUUCUCGCCGACGUGUUCUCACAGUUUACGAUCACGCGCGCGAUGGUUCACUUCCAGAUCACGAGGCCACCGUGAAAACCGCGAAAAUCAGGCUGGCUGGCGGCGGCCGAUAAGCCGUCAUAAUGGGGAUAAAUCGAAAAGUGCAUCGGCUCGUGAAAGGGUGCGCCGCGUUCGGACCUUCUCGUAGCCCCCCAUGAAAAAGCUUCUGCGCAAGAACGAGCUUCACAGGCUAUAAAAGCUCGCACGAGACUCGUCCGCUUUCCAGUCACGUUUAGGGCUGCCUUUCAAGUGACGAAAAAAAGAAGAGGAAUUCGCGAGAAGGGGCCUGCUUGAAAUACGUGCGCUUAUCAGAGCAAGAGUCUCCUUGCAAAAUUCAUUCGAGUAGCACACCGGCACGGUGUGAGCGCUCUGUCGUUCGC